Molecule: messenger RNA, 677 nt
Organism: Meloidogyne enterolobii
Lineage: Eukaryota; Metazoa; Nematoda; Chromadorea; Rhabditida; Meloidogynidae
Source: the annotation of a GenBank genome assembly
CUCUGUGUAAAUAACAUAGUCUCCUCAAGUCAAUCCAAUCAAAAAUCGGCUAGUUUAUUUUCUUUGCAAGCAUCUCCUAAGGGAUCAUCAAUCAAAUGGAAUCAUCAAACAUCAAAAAAAGUUCUUCAACAACAACUGCUAUAUCAAGCCUCAAAAAGAAGUUUAGAUUGAGAACUGGUGGUGUUGAAGGUGUCAAAACAAAACGUAUUGGAGAGAAAAUGAUUCGAAUGAUUGGAUAUGUUAAUGUAUCAAUUGAUAUUCGAAAUGAUAAAAAAGAUACAGUUAUUGAUAUUCCGUUUGUUGAUGAUCAAACUUUGGGAAGAGUUCUCGGUUGGUGCAAACGCCACAGUAAUGAUGAGCCUUUGCAAGAUCAUGAAUUAGUCAAACUUCGAAAUAAGCCAGUUCCGGAAUGGGAUAAGAAUUUUCUGGGUUAUUUGUCAAAUUCGGAGCUUUUUGCACUCACAAUCGCUGCCGAUUUUUUGGACGUUCCUGGACUCUUGGAUGUUUGUUGUAAAACAAUUGCUGGAAUGCUUUCGGGAAUAUCGGCUGAAAAUAUUCGUGAGAAGUUUGGUAUUGUGGAUGACUUGACUGCUGAUGAGAAGGCUGAGGUAAUUUUUUAAAAUUACAAAUGUUUGGCAUAUGAUAUUGUGAUUAUAGCUACAGGUUGCCAUUUUCGA